AUGAUUCCAAAACUCAUGUUACCGGAAGACUGUGCGCUUCUAGGCCCUGGCCCGGAGAGUGGUCUCAAGAUGAUAUUCGGCGACGAGCUACUCGCCGGGCACAUCGGGCUCGCGCUGUCAUGGGUCCACGAACACUUCAACGAGUUGGCUUUCGCUGCCGAACACGUUCUCUGCGAGUUCUCCAAGUACGCCAAGAUCACAUCGCCUAAGAAGUACCGAUCCCGACCAUUCGACAUCGAGCGGGCAUCUUUGAAGGUCACUCGUAUACUUCCUAAGAAUUGGAAGCCUGUUCGGGCUGCAUGCAUGGGGAAAGAUCGCAAGUACACGAAUCCAGAAGCCAACGAAUACGGGGAAUACGUACCCUCUGCCAUCAUCGGCGAAGCUAAGAUCGAUCGUGCGUUGCACUACAGGGCCCGUUGGGAGGGAUGGGGGCCUAAUGCUGACACUUGGGAACCUACGGCUGAGAUCAAAAAACAAGUGCCAGAUGUUGUUGAGACAUACAGCAAGAAGCUAUCCCUAAUCGAAGAGCUACUGGAGAACUAUCGGGCAGACGAGAGUUAG
This is a messenger RNA of Peniophora sp. CBMAI 1063, 561 nucleotides long. The record is from the annotation of a GenBank genome assembly. Lineage: Eukaryota; Fungi; Basidiomycota; Agaricomycetes; Russulales; Peniophoraceae.